AUGACAAAAUGUGAUUCAACACUAGUGAAAUUUAACACUCAAAGUGCAUAUAAGUUCCUGGUUGAUGGUUUUCGACAUAGGGAAGGGAGCGAGAUAUGGAAACGGUUCUGGAAAGCUAAAGUUCCCCCAAAAGUGCUCAAUUUCUGCUGGCGGGCUCUAGUUAAUGUUGUCCCUUGCCUCUCGUCACUUCAGUCCAAGAGAGUCCCAGUUGAUCCUUCAUGCCCGCUGUGUCAUGUAGCCCCUGAGAAUGUCUUGCAUAUUCUGAUUCAGUGCCCUUUUGCCCGCAGCUGCUGGUUAAGCUCGCCGUUGGGUUGGCCUGCGCCUUCUGCAUCUUCUUUAAAUGAGUGGUUUUCUUUAGCCUUCUCUUCUGCUUCUGUGGAAAAUGCCUCCCUUAUGCUAAUGAUCUUAUGGGCUUUGUGGCAAAAUAGGAACAAUGUUGUAUGGAAGGGCCAGGGUCAGACUGCGAGUGGUGUGUUCUUCAUGGCUCUGAAUUUUUUGCAGCAAUGGAAAGCAGCCCGGGUCGUAUUCUCAGUAAGCACCAUUAUCGACCCGGCUCGCCCGAUCUGGUCUCCUCCGCCGCACGGUUGGAUCAAGGCGAACAUUGACGCCUCUUUAAGCUUGCAACGAGGUUCGAUAGGUUUCGGUUGUGUAAUCCGGAAGGAUGAUGGGAGUUUUGUGGCUGCUAGAGCAGGCUCUUUUUAUAGCCAGAUGGAUGCAAAGUGUGCUGAAGCUAUAGCAUUCCGGGAAGCAUUAAGCUGGAUUAAAGAGUGUGGAUGGGAUCGAGUUCUUUUUGAAUUGGAUAUUCAGAUCUGCGAAUGA
This is a messenger RNA of Manihot esculenta (cassava), 819 nucleotides long. RefSeq lists its product as uncharacterized. The coding region runs from base 1 to 819 and encodes 272 amino acids. Gene Ontology annotation, molecular function: nucleic acid binding; RNA-DNA hybrid ribonuclease activity. The transcript is spliced from 2 exons. Lineage: Eukaryota; Viridiplantae; Streptophyta; Magnoliopsida; Malpighiales; Euphorbiaceae. The record is from RefSeq and is a predicted model, not a curated record.